GGUACCUCGGUACUUCUUAAUCUUCAACUUGAAUCUUCAAUGCGCAACAUAAAGUUAUGCUAUUCAACGGCUGCGACACCGAACCGGAGAGCAUAACAUGAUGCUGUAUACAUAACUCCCCCCAGCUGGAUUUCGAUAACCAAUAUCUUAAAUAGGAACUCAUUGGGAGUUCUACAAUACAUACAAAAGCUAAGAAAAGCUAAGAUGUCGCUUAUUUCGGACGAGGAAGACUUCCUCUCAGACAACCAAUCCGAUGCAUCAUCCUCCAGCGACGAAGAGGCCUUACCUCCACCCCCAUUACAGCAGAACUAUUUCGCGCCUCCAUUCUAUGGCCGACCUCCAACACCAUUGCCUCCGUCUCCGUCCUUAACAUCGCUACUCCGUCCAUCACGGCCUACCACUCCCGAUGCCUCAGACGACGACCUCGAGCCGGUGCCGCGUGCAUCCCCAAAGGUGCCCACGUACGAGUACUACGGCUUCGUCCUAUACCUCUUCUCGUCUCUGACUUUUCUCAUCUAUCUGCUAUGGGCAUAUCUGCCUUCUCCGUUCUUACAUGCCUUGGGCAUCUAUUACUAUCCUAAUCGGUGGUGGGCCCUAGCUAUUCCAUCGUUCCUAGUCAUGCUCAUAGUCUACAUCUACGUUGCGCUCGCGGCAUACAACACGGAGAUCCUUACCCUUCCUAUGACUUCGCUAGAGACUAUCGUCGAUGAGGCAGCUAAGAUCGCUACCAUUGAUCAGAAGGACAGGAUACGGCCGAACGAACCCAGGAAGCCCAUUACUGAGGAGAGAGCCAAGCAGCUCGACUGGAAGAAUAUUUGGAACGAAGGAACGGAUGCUGUCAUGGAUGUGCCGCUUGCUGGCGCAUGCGAGGUCAUAUACGGCGAUCUGACUGAUUCGGGGAGUGAACUAGAAUUUGAUGACAACUGAUUUGCAUGGCGUAGGUAGUGGUUUUAUGCUUUAUGGACAUUAAGCGAAUGAAAAAGAAAAUGCAGUACGGUUCUUCCAUCUGAGGACAGAAACAAGGCUAUCGGG
This is a messenger RNA of Daldinia decipiens, 1032 nucleotides long. RefSeq names its product PIG-P-domain-containing protein. The transcript has a single exon. The record is from RefSeq and is a predicted model, not a curated record. Lineage: Eukaryota; Fungi; Ascomycota; Sordariomycetes; Xylariales; Hypoxylaceae. The coding region runs from base 205 to 927 and encodes 240 amino acids.